Molecule: messenger RNA, 4229 nt
Organism: Astyanax mexicanus (Mexican tetra)
Lineage: Eukaryota; Metazoa; Chordata; Actinopteri; Characiformes; Acestrorhamphidae
Gene: tmc2b
Product: transmembrane channel-like 2b
Exons: 20
Coding region: 258-3101 (947 amino acids)
Biological process (GO): detection of mechanical stimulus involved in sensory perception of sound; vestibular reflex
Cellular component (GO): plasma membrane
Molecular function (GO): mechanosensitive monoatomic ion channel activity
Source: RefSeq, a predicted model, not a curated record
GAGUGUGUUAUCUGUGUUAUCUGUGUUAUCUGGUCUCUGCUGGAGAUUCCCCCCUCUCUCGGCGCUCCAGGUCGGGAGCUGAUCUCCAGGGUAAUAUCAUCUACUCCGUAGUGAAGGAGAUAUCUGAUGCUGGGUGGAGGCGCACCUGUUGCACACAGACGCUGAGCGUUACUCAGGUACUCAGUGCUGCGUGCCUCCACUCGCAGGAGCGCGGCUCUUCACAGGAAUUUAGUGACUGAAUUCAGCACACCACCACGAUGCCGCGUCGGAAAAGUGAUAUAGCCAUAACUAUGGACGACGUCGGAAUGGAGUUUGAUGGUGAAUACGACAGUGAAAAAGACGACAUCUCCAACAAAAGAGCCAGAGGUGGGAAAAAGGCCAAACCACCUGCCCGAGGAAAGAAGGCCAAGCCUCCAGAGAGCGAGGAGGAUGACGACGAUGAAGAACCGGCUCCUCGCAGACGGAAAACCAAAAAGAAGAAAGUGGACAGCGAGGAGGAGAGCGAGGACGAGCGUCCCCGCGGACGAGCCAAAGUGGCGAGCAGGAAGAAAGCAGCCGCCAAAGCCGAGGACUCUGAGGACGACAGCGAGGAGGAUAAAGGGAACAGGAAGAAAGGAAAAGGAGCAAACAAGAAACAGAAAGAGGAAGAGAACAAGGAGAGGAAGGCCAAUGGGAAGGCAGCUGGAAAAGGAGGGAAGGAAAAGGGUGAUGACAAGAAGAAGAAAGGAGAUUCCAGCAGCUCGUCCGACGACGACUCGGAGGCUGAGUCUCUGUCAGAGGGGGAAAUGGCUCGGCUAAAAGAAGAAGUGGAGGAGAAGAAGAAACUGAUCCAAACUCUCCGCAACAAACCGUGGCGCAUGAAGAGACGACUCAAAAGCUUGAAGGAGGCCCAGGGGUUCGUGGAGAAGUUUGAAGGUGCUUUGGGAAAAGGAAAGGGAAGAAAACUCUACGCCUUCAAGGUCAUGAUGGCCAAGAAAUUGAUCAAGUUUAAUCGAGACUUUGAGAACUUCAAGACAGCCUGCAUUCCAUGGGAGAGGAAGAUUAAAGAAGUGGAAAGUCAUUUUGGCUCUUCAGUAGCCUCCUACUUCAUCUUCCUCAGAUGGAUGUACGGCCUCAACCUUGUUCUCUUUGGGUUCAUGUUUGGGCUUGUUGUCAUUCCUGAGGUCUUAAUGGGUUUACCAUACGGUACCAUCCCCAGGAAAACUGUCCCCAGAGAUGAACAGGAGACCGCCAUGGACUUCUCAGUACUUUUUGAAUUUGGUGGUUACUGCAAGUACUCCGUUAUGUUUUAUGGAUACUUUAACAACCUGAAUACCAUUGGACUCCUCAAGUUUCGGCUGCCGCUUUCGUAUUUCCUGGUGGGAAUAGGAAUCUUCGGAUACAGCCUGAUGGUUGUAAUCAGAACGAUGGCGAGAAACGCCAAUGAAGGAGGCGACGGGGCCGACGAGAGCGAGUUCACCUUCUGCUGGAAGCUCUUCACCAGCUGGGAUUACCUCAUUGGAAACCCCGAGACGGCUGACAACAAGUACGCUUCCAUCACAACCAGCUUCAAGGAAUCGAUCGUGGACGAGCAGGAGAACCAGAAGGAUGAGAACAUCCACUUGAGGAGGUUCCUCCGUGUCCUCGCCAACCUACUGAUCAUGUGCAGUCUGGGGGGCAGUGGAUAUCUCAUCUACUUCGUCGUGAGAAGAUCACAAGAAAGUGCUAAACUAGAUCCUAGUACUUUAACCUGGUAUCAGAAAAAUGAGGUGGAGUUUGUGAUGUCGCUGUUGGGUCUGGUGUGUCCGCCUCUGUUUGAGACGAUCGCAGAGCUGGAGGACUAUCACCCCCGUAUCGCUCUGAAGUGGCAGCUGGGACGCAUCUUUGCCCUCUUUCUGGGAAAUCUUUACACCUUCCUGUUCGCCCUGAUUGAUGACGUCAAUGAGAAGUUGGAGAAAGAGAAGUUGAUAAAGAACGAAACUGAAUAUCUUCUGGAACAGUACAUAACUAACUACACCCUGUACCACAACGUGACCGAGAGCGAGGUCCCCCCGCAAAACAUCGACCCCGCGGACGUCAUCAGGGGCCCCUGCUGGGAGACUGAAGUGGGCAUAGAGUUUGUGAAGCUCACGGUGUCGGAUAUCGAGGUGACAUACCUGACCAUCAUGAUCGGAGACUUCAUGAGGGCGAUAAUUGUGCGAUUCCUUAAUUACUGCUGGUGCUGGGACCUGGAGGCUGGCUUUCCAUCAUAUGCAGAGUUUGACAUCAGUGGAAACGUCCUUGGGCUGAUUUUCAACCAGGGAAUGAUCUGGAUGGGUGCCUUCUACGCCCCUGGGCUAGUGGGCAUUAAUAUUCUGCGUUUGGUGACUUCCAUGUAUCUCCAGUGCUGGGCGGUGAUGAGCAGUAACGUUCCUCAUGAACGAGUGUUUAAAGCUUCCCGCUCCAACAACUUCUACAUGGGCAUCCUGCUGCUGGUACUGUUCCUCAGCCUGAUGCCUGUUAUCUACACCAUGAUGACCAUGUCUCCAUCCUUCGACUGUGGACCCUUCAGUGGGAGAGAGAAGAUGUACGACGUGGUGAUUGAGACGAUCCAGAACCUUCCUUCGUUCAUGGCCAGCAUCUUCACCUACGCCUCCAACCCAGGACUCAUCAUAUCCAUCGUGCUUCUUAUGGUGUUGGCUAUUUACUACCUGAACACAGUCUCCAAAGCCUACCAGAAAGCCAACGUGGAUUUAAAGAAGAAGAUGCAAAUGCAAAGAGACGAGGAGAAGAACCGGAGGAACAAUAAGGACAGCACCAAUCAGGUGAUGAAGGAUCUGGAGGAUCUUCUGCCCAACAAAUCUUUAAUUCCUCCACCUACUGAAGAGGAACCAGAGACUCCAGCUAAUCAAGCCCCGCCCAACAAAUCUCCGAAGGUGAUGGGGAAGGCGGGGACAGCAGCCGGCGGGAAGGGCGUAAACCUUCAGAGGGACGUGUCGCUGGCUGCUGCCAAUCCCCGGGCACCAGUCACCCGCUCACCGGGCCCGAGGACUCCAGGACCCCUGCCUGGGGCCAGCCGCGGGAUGCCCCCGGGACCAGGACCGGGACGAGGAAGAGGAAGAGGAGGACCUCCAAUGAGAUAAAAUUCAUUAUAACUAUAGAGACUGUCUGAAGAGCCACAGGGACACAUACUGACCUUCAAAAUUAAUUUCUUAAUUCAGAAGAAAUCUUUGGUAGUAUUCUUUUUGUUAAUGCUAGAGUAGAAUACACUGGCAUACCAAAAGUUAUGGGACAGGAGCUAGCAUCAAUCAUGUGUAUCAAUCCCGUGUAUGCUGCUAGCUAAAGACACUACAUUGAUCUGUGGGGUCACAUGUAUGUUUGCAAGGACUAUUGUAGCCAGAUGCCGCCGGUCACGAUAAUUACCAUUAUGAUAAUUACCACUAUGAUGGUGCACACAUGCCACUGAAAAUCGAGGAAUAUUAAAUGCCUAAACUGGCACUCACUAUCCGACAUUUCUCCCAUCAUCUCCCAUAAUUCACAUCACCUUACCAUGAGCAUGCUAGCCAGUUUUCCACCUCACUUACAACUUAACUCCUCACAACUUCACAAUCAAUUUACAUACUGCUGUCCCAUGACUUUAGGCAUGCCAGUGUUGAAAGGAGAGUGUUUAUUUGUACAUAGUUUACAAAAAUAAAAUGUUUACUUUUUGUUUAAUAACUUUAUUAAAAAAAGACAUUAUUUAUACAGUUUUAAAUAAUCCUUACAUUCGUUUAAAAUGUGAAGUGCUAUUGUAUAGUCCAUACUGUGCAUCAGUAAAUUCCACGUAAUUUAGCUACAGACUGCAGAGUUUACUACAAUGAUUAGUGUUUUAUGGAAUUAAGAGAAUUAGUGCAUGCAUUUUAUGCAUUUCUAGCUGCACAAGCUGUACUUUUCCCGACGUUACAAUAGCAAAGACACACUGACGCACCCUAAAUAAAGCUGCACGGUUCACGACUCACCUAUAGAUCGCUUAAAUACUGUAAGUCCCCAAGUUUCUUAAUUCUAAUCAAGGAUAGAUAGCUGACCCGAUGUAUUAUAAAAGCUAUAAUGUUUUACAGCAUUUUAGAGCAGAGUAUACUAACCGUUUUCUCCUACAGCUGGACAUCUUAAACUCUUCAAAUUGAGCCUGUACACCUGUUGCACUAUAACAUUUUACCCUGGAAUAUAGUAAAAGUAUUAUUACAUAUUGCCACUGUCGGGAAUAAAAUCGUUUUACAUUGACUUCCAUUAAA